Molecule: messenger RNA, 2218 nt
Organism: Nymphaea colorata (pocket water lily)
Lineage: Eukaryota; Viridiplantae; Streptophyta; Magnoliopsida; Nymphaeales; Nymphaeaceae
Product: serine/threonine/tyrosine-protein kinase HT1-like
Exons: 3
Coding region: 891-1976 (361 amino acids)
Biological process (GO): protein phosphorylation
Molecular function (GO): ATP binding; protein kinase activity
Source: RefSeq, a predicted model, not a curated record
CGCGUGGAGAGAGUCAUGGCUCGCCUGCUUCUGUCUUUGCCUUGGGGCCUACCCAUCCUUUUGGCUCGCUCAGGAGACCAACGCUGGAUGAACUCAAAACCGCCGAGGCCACUCACCACGCUGCACCAGCAGGAGAAUUCAAUUCGCCCGCUUUUACGAUUAGGAAAGACAAAUGUGCGAACGUAAAAGUCGGGCUUUUUUAAUCCAAGAUGCUUCCUUCCUCCAUGGUUGUCUUCGAUCAGAUGAAAAUGGAAAAGGUCAAUAAAUCAUCAAAGUUUAUCUUCAAUGAAGGUUUUCCAAAGAAAGGGAAAAGCAGCGCACAGAGCCCGCGCAGAGGAAUUCUUCCUCUUCGGUCAGAGAUUGUCAAGUUGGGGAAGAAUUGUUAUAAUCAGAAUUGAUUUCUCUGCAACGGCUUCCCUACCAAAGGAGCUGAAAGGGAAAAAAAAAAAGGCUCCCCAGAAUAUAACCCCACCAUUAGAAUUUAGAGCAGUCACGUAAAAGCAGGAAAAAAGGGUGGGGGGCCAAAAGAGAGGGCGAGAGAUGCAAUGGAUCUUCCCGCUCGUGCGUGCUGCUUUCCCAUUACAAGCUGUCACGGGUGGGAUGCACCACCUGUAUGAAGAAAAGGAGAAAGAGGGAAGGAAGGAAAAUGCUCAAAAAGAGAACCAAAAUGUUCAUGAGAUUCCCUCCUAACCAUUAUGCUCCAGCGUACAAUUAGAAGAAGAAGAAGAAGCCAUAUUCUUCAUCGGGAGAGGAAUCCAUCUUCCCAGAAUUUUCAAUAGGUGCAACCAUUUGUCCCACAUACCAAUGUAGGCACCUCUUUUUGGGCUCUUUGAGCAGAGAGCCCUAGAGAGAGAGAGAGAGAGAGAGAGAGAGGGUAAAAAAAGGGAAAGAUGGUUUCUUGUUUCUGGGGAUUCAGACAGAAAAGGAAGACAGUUGAGAGACCUCGUCCUCUUACUCUGCCCCUGGACAGGAGCACGAGCAGUAUUGCACCAGGACAGGAUAGGCUGGACAGUCUCAAGUCCUGGUCGGUGCUACUCGAUUGCCAAAUUAGUGGCCACGGUAGUGGUGAAGUCAAAGAAGAAACAGAAGGGGCUAUUGCUGGUGGCGCGCAACCUGAAUGGGUGGCCGACAUGUCGGAGUUGUUCAUCGGCAACAGGUUCGCUUCUGGCUCCAACAGCAGGAUUUACAGAGGGAUAUACAAGCAGCGGGCCGUGGCCGUGAAGAUGGUGAGGGUGCCUGAUAACGAAGAUGGCUCUCGACCGCUCAUCGACAGCCAAUUCAAUUCGGAAGUCGCUUUGCUUUCGCGCCUUCGCCAUCCUAAUGUGAUCGAGUUUAUUGCUGCAUACAGAAAACCUCCUGUAUACUGUAUAAUCACUGAAUAUAUGUCUCAAGGAACGCUCAGGAUGUAUCUUCACAAGAAGGAGCCUUAUUCUUUAUCAAACAAGAUGAUUCUGAAGUUUGCUCUUGACAUUUCUAGAGGGAUGCAAUAUCUUCAUGCACAAGGGAUUGUACACCGGGAUCUCAAGUCCAAUAACUUGCUGCUGAAUGAUGAAUUGACAGUUAAGGUUGUUGAUUUUGGUAUCUCAUGCUUAGAUACUCAAUGCCAUGCAACAAAGGGAUUCAUGGGGACAUACCGGUGGAUGGCACCUGAAAUGAUCAGGGGAAAGACAUAUACCAAGAAAGUGGAUGUUUACAGCUUUGGAAUUGUCCUUUGGGAACUCUUAACAGCUCUUGUUCCAUUUCAAGGGAUGACUCCUGUGCAGGCUGCUUUUGCUGUAUCAGAAAAGAAUGAACGACCACAUAUACCAGAUGCCUGCUCUCCGGAGAUUUCAAACCUCAUAAGGCAGUGCUGGACGGCAGAUCCAGCAAAGAGACCAGAUUUCGAUUUCAUUGUUGCACUGCUGGAGCAGUAUGAGGAACAUCAUAGUAAUGACGUGCCACUCAUUCCACAGCUGCAGUCGAGCAAGAGACUGUAGCAUCUGCUGAUACCUCCAAAAGACCGCUUUUCAACAUGACCGUCCAUUUCUAUCCAAGCCAUAUUGUGCAAGCUAACGAGUAAUUGCAGUACUGACUACUAUUCCAGUCGCAAUUCCCCAAGUCCAUUGUCUUGUUUUCUAAUUGUAUAUAACAAAUGAAGUGAUUUGAUGGCUCUGCUUGUUAAGAUCAUAUAAAACCACGAAAGUUAUUUGCGUCUGAAAUGCAAGACUAAGCACUUCUA